UUUUGUUUCGUUUUGUGAUUUCGACUAAAAUUCACCACUUUGAACAAUAAUGGUGAAUAUAAAUUCAAAUGAGAAAACUGCCAUAUUUUGUGUCACACGAGUGAAGAAAAAGAAGAAUUUGUUUACAUUUUACCGCAAAAACAAGAAUUGUUUCCUGAAAAAGAAGAUUCCUUAUCUUAAAUCCGAAAAAUAGACUAUCAGAAUAUUCUAUUAAGUACCAAAGAUUCUCAAAGUAUCAUGGAAGAUGCAAUAGAGUGCUUGUGCCAAAAAAUAUGGGAUGUCCUGGAUGUGGAAAAAGAAAAGUUUGUUCAUGGCUGGAGAAGGGUUGAGGAAAUUACUGAAAAAGUAUCAUCAAUACCCCUCAAUAUUAGAUUAUUACUAGCAGCAGUUGGAUUCUAUGAUCCAAUCCAACUGUCCACUCUUACUGAAAAAGAACUUGAAAUUGCUGAAUCUCGUACCUGUAUCGAUAUUGGGAUGAUGCAGGAGGCAUCCUGUGGAAGCGAUCACAAUUGUGAAGAAGCAAUGAGAAAGGGUCUAUGGGGCUCUUACUACAACAGACCAGAAUCCUUUUACAUCAAACCAGGCUACAAAAACGUGCUUCUUUUGAUCAGCAGAAUGAUAAAAGAAAACCGAGAUUCAGAAAGUUUUGGAAGAAGUUAUUCUGACGUUACGCCUGAAAAGAAACCUCAAAUUGAUCAUGCAAACAACAGCUUGGUAAAAAAUAAUAUAGGCCAUGGAGGCCAUGUCCAAAGUGCAGUGCAGUCUUUUCCGCAUGAUAAGAAUACCUACGAUACUUUACUUCGGAAAAUUAAUAAAUGGAUCAUGAGCAAGAAUACCAAUUGCUUAAAAAAUUACCCCGUUCUGAAUAUAAAAUUUAGUUCGAGAGGAGGAGCUGAAAUUACAUGUCCGUUCUGCGAUAAUAAUAUACGAGCAACCUAUCAUAAUCGUAAAUGGGUCACAUCAAACUUUCAAAAGCACUAUGAGAAGCACUUUUCGUCUAAGGUGAAGAAAGAUCAACCAGCUCAAGAUGAUAGCAUCGGUACAUGCAAACCAGUAAUGGUGAAGACAGAAGAUCUCCAAAUGGAAACAAAUGAGGAACAUUCCGAAGGAGAUCCUCUUUAUUUUUAAGACCUUGAAUACCUAAUCUUUAAAUUAAUUUAAUUUAAAGAAUUUAAUGAAAGAAAUAGGUUUUCCCAUGUAAAUUUACCUAGGGGAAAGUACUCUCCCUUCGAACGUUCAUGUCUUCGAAUCCUUCGAAUAAUGUGAAUUUUCUUUUAGUUUUCCUAACGGCGUUAUCACACUAGCACAUUAAAAUUUUAAUGUGAUUCACAUUAAUUGUCGCUUGUGAGCGUCCAAAUAUGUUAUUUGUGUCUUUGAGUCACUUAAUAUUUGGGGUUUUUCUAUUUAUUGAUAAAGAAGUGGACUUGACCUGCAAAAGUAAAUUUAAAUUUACCUAAAGCAUAAAUAUUUCUCACAUUAAAAAAUUAAAGAGAAAAUCGCAUUAAUUUUUCGCAUUAAUGCUAUAAAUCAAUUUAUAUCAAAUUUUGCGGGCCAAGUCUACCUUUUUAUCAACAAAUAGAUCAAAUUUUGAAUAUAAAAUGAUUCAAAAUACAAAUUACACAUUUGGACACUCACCAACGACAAUUAAUGUGAAUCAUAUUAAAAUUUUAAUGUGCAAGUUUGAUAAUACAGUAAGAGACUUAUACAUUUCUAUUAAGUAUUAGUUGGCUUAUCAUAAAUUGUUGAUAAUUCCGUGAUAAUUUAGUGUUAAUCUCUUAUGAAAAGCAAAAUAAAUCCACAUUAUUCGCAGGCGUGAACGUUCGAAGGGAGAGCACUUUCCCCUAUAUUUUGUUAUUUAUUUUUGAUGUUUUUUUUUUAAAUUAAAAAAAAAUUGUCUAAUUUUCAGUGGCUGUAUUGAAUUAAAUUUUAUGUGAAUAAAAUGCAGAAUGAUUUAUUAAUUAUAUACCUUUUUAAGAAAAGGUAAAAUAAA
Molecule: messenger RNA, 1990 nt
Organism: Phlebotomus papatasi
Lineage: Eukaryota; Metazoa; Arthropoda; Insecta; Diptera; Psychodidae
Exons: 3
Coding region: 238-1128 (296 amino acids)
Source: RefSeq, a predicted model, not a curated record